This is a messenger RNA of Phodopus roborovskii (desert hamster), 903 nucleotides long. RefSeq names its product ankyrin repeat domain 60 (gene Ankrd60). Gene Ontology annotation, molecular function: protein binding. Lineage: Eukaryota; Metazoa; Chordata; Mammalia; Rodentia; Cricetidae. The transcript is spliced from 4 exons. The coding region runs from base 211 to 903 and encodes 230 amino acids. The record is from RefSeq and is a predicted model, not a curated record.
AGGCCGCAGGGGGGCGCCCCUCGUCACGACCCCAAGGCGGGCACGCGCCCCGCUCAGCCCUCCAGCCGGGCCCGCGCGCGGGCUAAGGGGCCAUCAUCGGACCUGCGCACCUCCAUCGCAUCGCCAGACUUGGCCACUGACGUCUUCUCACUGCGGGUGAAACUGGAGGAGACUGGGGAGCUGUUCCGCGUGGCCAACUGCCGCAACGACAUGACAGUGCGGGACCUCAAAGAGGAGCUGGACCUGAUGGUCGGCAUCCCCUUCAACCUACAGCGGCUGCAGUUCCUGGACCAAGGGAUUUUGAUGGAUGAUGCCGCCCUGAAGUUCUACGAUGUCAUCCCUGGAGCAAUUAUCUCGCUAUGUAUCUGGCAUUAUGAUGGUUGGACGGAACUGGUUUUGGCAGCCGUGGAAGGGGAUCCCAGUAAGCUGUCAUGUCUUGGCAUCAGCGAGGACACCUUCUACCGAACUGCGAACUCACAGCACUUUAAGGGCGAGCAAUGGAGGCAGUGGACCGCCCAGAGGGCGUUUGUGGCCUUAUACAUCUCCGCUCACAGAGGUCAUGUGGACGCUGUGCAGUGUCUCCUAGAACUCGGAGCAAACUGCUUGGGCAAAUCACCCCUGGGCAGAACACCCUUGCAUGUGGUUGCAGCCAUGGGCAGGAUAGACUGCAUCCGGCCUUUACUAGAACAUGGAGCCUCCAUCCACGACAGAGACUCAAAGGGGGAAACACCCGUCACCAUUGCGCGGCGCCUGAAGCGCAGGAAUUUCGAGCGCAAGAUGUUUCUCCACUACUGGAUGAUCAAGUCUGGGACCAACGAUCCUGACGACUUGGUAGUGAGGGAGGCUCCGGAGAAAACCAGCUCUGAGGCUAUGUCCACGAAGAGCUCAAUAUUACUCUCCUGA